AUGACUACCAAAGUCCUCUUCUUCGGCUCAGGUGCAGUGGGCGCAGUCUACGCGUACCUGCUCAUGAAAGCUGGCUGCGAGGUCACUGCCGUAUGUCGCUCGAAUUACGACGCCGUCAAGAAGGAUGGCUUCCACAUAGACUCCGAACGCUUGGGCAAGGGCAUUCACAUCAAGCCCCUCGUUGUGCGGACAUGCGACGAGGCCGACGGUCCCUUUGACUACGUGGUCGUUUCCUGCAAAGCUUUCCCAGAUGCCAACACUAGCCAGACAAUCGCGCCAGCUGUGACGAAGGGGCACACCACGAUAGCACUUUUCCAGAAUGGCAUCGGCAUCGAAGAGGAGUAUGCUGCAGCUUUCCCUAGCAAUCCUCUGCUGAGCGUUAGCGUGUACCUUCCGACCACGCAGACUUCGCCAGGUCAUAUCGAGAUGGGAAACGUGGAGAUGCUUGAGAUCGGCCCUCAUCCUGCACCUGGUGCAAGCGGCUACAACUCCACAGCAGAAGCAAGUGCUGAGCAACUGGUCAGACUCUUCAAGUCAGCUGGUGGAAACCCUCACUACUACGCCAACAUCCAAGAACGGCGCUGGUCGAAACUAUUGCUCAACGCUUCCUGGAACCCAAUCUCUGCCUUGAGCUUGACCAGAGAUCUUGCGUUCCUUGCAUCAUCUUCUUCAUCCCACGAUGUGAUUCACGGGAUUAUGAGCGAAGUGAAAGAGAUCGCUCAAGCUCUGGGCUACACUUCCGUUGACGAGGCCGCGGCUGAAAAGUCCUUCAACAUUGUCAAAGUCCGCGAAGGUACAAGCCACCCAGGCGUCGAGCCGAGCAUGCUCGUAGAUAUCCUCUACGGCCGAAGAAUGGAAGUCGAAGUCAUCCUCGGAAAUCCAGUCCGGAUCGCGAAGCGGCUGGGGUUUGCUGUGCCGAGACUAGAAAUGCUGUAUGCGCUAUCGAAAGCACUGGACGAGGCGACACAACACCGCAAGCCCGGCAAGUCAUUAGAGACGGAUGAUUUGAAGAAGCAAGGAGCGAGCACUACUUGA
Fulvia fulva is the source of this 1035-nucleotide messenger RNA. RefSeq lists its product as uncharacterized. The record is from RefSeq and is a predicted model, not a curated record. The coding region runs from base 1 to 1035 and encodes 344 amino acids. Gene Ontology annotation, molecular function: 2-dehydropantoate 2-reductase activity. Gene Ontology annotation, cellular component: cytoplasm. NCBI's taxonomy places the organism in Eukaryota, Fungi, Ascomycota, Dothideomycetes, Mycosphaerellales, Mycosphaerellaceae. The transcript has a single exon. Gene Ontology annotation, biological process: pantothenate biosynthetic process.